Molecule: messenger RNA, 546 nt
Organism: Drosophila ananassae
Lineage: Eukaryota; Metazoa; Arthropoda; Insecta; Diptera; Drosophilidae
Exons: 1
Coding region: 1-546 (181 amino acids)
Source: RefSeq, a predicted model, not a curated record
AUGGUGCCUACAGCUGACAACGGAGCGGAUGAUGCGACGCGGUCGCAGAGCAAGGCGGACCUUAGCCCGGAAUCCCGGUGGCUAAGCGGUCCCGCAUUUUUGAGGCAGCCAGCAAGCGGCUGGCCAUCGCCUGAGGAGGGAACCGAGCAUGUUCCGGAUGCACCUGAUGAGGAGGAGAUGUCCAGUGAGUUUGCAUUGGUGGCAUCGAAUGAAUUUGUCAUCCCGUUCCAGAGAUUCUCGAGCUUCAGUCGCCUGGUGAGGACCACAGCCUGGGUCCUGAGGUUUGCGCGGCGGUGCCGCAAACAGAGAAGCGAGCUCGAGGAAUAUGGACUCACUGCAACGGAGUGUGAGGCCGCGGAGAACCUGUUAGUCAGGCAGGCCCAACUGGAAUCGUUUCCCGACGAGAUGAGGACGGCGGAACGCGGAAAGGACGUCGCCAGCUCGAGCGAGAUUCAAGGUCGGGCGCCUUACGUGGACGAAAGUGGAACUUUCCUUAAGUGGAAAGUGGGCGCCUUACGUUAUAAACCUAGUGUUUAUAAAUUUUAA